CCCCGAGGAGACGCGCGGGGCUGCUCCGACUGGACCGGGUCGGAGGGGGACACCUGGCGGGAACCUGGUCGCCGAGAGCCGGGGUGCGGGUUCCGGAGCAGCGGCUGCCCGCACUAGACUCGGCCCUGCUCGUCAGCCGGGGCGCGCCGCUCGGAGCCCGGCCACUCGCGGCCGUCGCCCGCGCAGCCCCGAGGGCCCCUCGCCGCCCCUGCACGUGCCGCGCCCCGCGCGCCCCGUCCGGCCGCCGCGAUGAGCGAGCUUAAUACCAAAACAUCCCCAGCAACCAACCAGGCACCUGGCCCAGAGGAAAAGGGGAAAGCUGGUGCUGCCAAGAAGGCUGAGGAGGAGGAGGAGAUCGACAUUGAUCUGACAGCUCCAGAAACGGAGAAGGCUGCCCUUGCUAUUCAGGGCAAGUUCCGGAGAUUCCAGAAAAGGAAAAAGGAUCCUAGCUCCUGAAUAACCAGCCUUGUCCUUCACUCUCUCCCUUUUCUCCCCUUCGCUGCAGUUCUGACUCCUAUGUGUCUUUGUCUCUUUGUCCCUCUAGCCUCUUGUUGAGGCAAGUUCAAUCCUUAUAUAUUAUUUUCUCUGGUCCCCCCCAAGCCAUCGCAACAGUGGAGGCACAAGGAACGUGGGGGAGGAUGAAGAAUUCAAUUGGCAGCCACUUGCCUGAGGGUAGACCAGUUUGUCCUUGGGACAAGCCUCCUUGACCAGCACCUAUGUCUGCCCCAUGAGGUUGAAGAGCAAGAGGCUUUGAGGUUGAGAGAGGGACCCCUGGCAGUCGGCGGGGGGGGGAAGCAGUCAGAGUAGGGUGCCUGAGGGGGGGCCUAGGCACUGUUCCGCCAGUUACAACAGUCACACUUCAGGUAACGUGUUUCUGCUCUUCACAUCCUUCUGCACCAACACAUCCUCCUUCCCUCCUAUGAGCUAAGCGACCGUGGGGACCGGAGCCUCCCUCUCCUCGAGGCCAACCCAGAUCAAGCACCUUCCACAUUAGUGCAUGCUGAGUAGAUGAGUUCCAAGGCAGGGAGCCUGGGACGGGUGGAGGCCAGAGAAAGUUGCCUUCACCGUCCAGUCUAGGACCAUCAGGGGCAGAGGCAGAAGAGGUUUCAAAGGGCCGCGGGCAGGGAGAUGGGCCUAGAGUAGAUUUGGGGGGGAAAGAGAGGUAAGGGCAGGGAGCUUUCUGGAAACACAGCUACUGCCGGUAGACGUGUACUAGACAAAGGAUUUCUGCUACCCUGCCUACCUCUAACUUCCCAAAUCCAGCCAUCCCUAGAGGCCGCGCCAACCAAGGGACCCCUGUAGUUUCCACCUGCCCCACUGCGGAGUCAGAGCAGAAGUGGAAUAGCCACUCUGUGUGAUUCGAGCAUGUUUAAUCAUGAUUAAAAAAGAAAAAACCCCAGUGGGGUCAUCUAACCUCUACUUCUGCUUUUUUCUUGGGAGGAAUGCGAAUGUAAGCCUGAGCUGGCCUCAAGGAGGGUGGGAGACUGACCGCAUGGACCACACCCUGGCACAGGAACUGAACAUGUAGACUGAAGCCCACCCCUGCCUCCCCCGCCCCCGGACCUUGCCCUCACCUUGAUUCACCGCCGACACGGUCUCUGUCUGAGGCUGUCACCGCCCCUGUGCACACCUGUGAGGCUGCUCAUCACCUCCCCGCUCACCUUCCGGCUCAGAGCACGCUUGGGAUCUAUGCCUUGGAAAACAAACCCAACCUUCCUUGCUCCCUAUCCCCAAAUGACCUGUCCACCCUGUCCCCCCUGCUCUGUCUUCCUCCCACAUUCCCUCUCCCUCCCACUGUUUCUCUAACUUAGGGGAAGGAGAAGAUGACUCUGGAUCUGAGAGAGCACCACUGACGUGCUGAAGAUUUUAAACCGUGAAUUAAAUAAAAUGAUGGCAUUCAGGGCCGCUUGCACUG
Molecule: messenger RNA, 1915 nt
Organism: Mirounga angustirostris (Northern elephant seal)
Lineage: Eukaryota; Metazoa; Chordata; Mammalia; Carnivora; Phocidae
Gene: PCP4L1
Product: Purkinje cell protein 4 like 1
Exons: 3
Coding region: 250-456 (68 amino acids)
Source: RefSeq, a predicted model, not a curated record